Messenger RNA from Spinacia oleracea (spinach), 2264 nucleotides. Its product is annotated as protein FAR1-RELATED SEQUENCE 5-like. The transcript has 8 exons. The record is from RefSeq and is a predicted model, not a curated record. Gene Ontology annotation, molecular function: zinc ion binding. The coding region runs from base 96 to 2264 and encodes 722 amino acids. Lineage: Eukaryota; Viridiplantae; Streptophyta; Magnoliopsida; Caryophyllales; Amaranthaceae.
CAACUAAACCCUAAAAUCACUAUUCUCCAGCAGCUUCUCUCUCCUCCAGCAGCUUCUCUCUCCUCCAACAGCUUCUCUCUCUUCGAGCUUCAACAAUGGACGACGAUUUAAUCGAUUUGAAUAUCGAUUUAAAUCGCGCAAUAGAAGAAAAAUUGUAUAAUUAUGACGAAAAUUUAGAGAAUCAUAGAGAAGUAUAUGACGUUGAAGAUGAAGAUGAAGGCACAUCUCAGCAAGUUAUGGUUGCAAAUCAAUGUAUUGAAGAAGGUUCAAUAAUACAUUCAAUUGAUACAAACCACAGCAUCUUUGAAAAUCCAAAUAAUGAGCAGGAAGAAAACAUUGAUAAAGAAUUAGAUGGCAGUUUAAUUGGAGAAGCAAGGAAAACAACCGAUGAGAUUUAUGAUCUAUAUUGCAAACAUGCUGCUAUUAUUGGUUUUAGUGUACGAAAAGGGAAGAAUAGAUAUAAAGAAGGAACUACAAUUGUUAAUGGAAAAUACUUCUACUGUUCUGCUGCUGGAAUAAGAGACCCUCCUAAAAACAAAGAACUCAAAAAUGAAGAUGAUCAAUCAGAUGCAAAGAAGAAAGAAAGGAGAAAGAGGGUUAUGAUAACAAGAACAAAAUGUGAAGCUCAAAUAUUUGCAAAGAAGAAUGAAAAUGGAGAUUUUGAAAUAGAAAAGCAUGUAGUGGUACAUAAUCACCCAUUGACAAGAGAAAUAAGUAAUUAUCUCCACCGAUCGGAACGACAAAUGACAGAACCUAAAAAAGAAGCUAUUGAGGCAAUGUCAGAAUGUGGUCUAAGACCAAUGGAGUCUUAUAGGUAUAUGUCAACAGAAACUGGCGGAGACGACUGUGUUGGUCAUACGAUGAUUGAUCAUCUAAACUACUGCUACAAGUUAAAAAUGAAGCAAAUUGAUGGCAAGGAUUCACAAACAUUAGUGAACAAACUGUAUGAUAUACAAUCAAUAGAUCCCGAGUUCUUUUUCAGAGUAAGACUCAAUGCUGAAGGAAAAGUUGAGUGCCUAUUUUGGAGGGAUUCUAUGAUGAGAGAAGAUUACAAAAUAUAUGGAGAUGUUCUAGUUUUUGAUACUACAUUUAGAACCAAUAAGUACAAUCUCAUAUGUGCUCCAUUUGUUGGUAUAAAUAACCAUUGGAAAAACACAAUGUUUGCUUGUGCUUUCAUUGGGGAUGAAAUCACAGAAUCUUUUGUUUGGGUGUUUGAAACUUUUCUGAAGGCUAUGGGAGGAAAGCACCCUAUAUCAAUUUUCACUGAUCAAGAUGCAGCUAUUGCUGCUGGAAUAGAACAGGUUUUUCCUUCUUCAAGACACAGGUUAUGCUUGUGGCACUUGAGUAAAAAUGCAAACAGUAGGUUUGAUUUAUUGAAGUCUGAUAAAAAUUUCAAAAACGCAUUCUACAAGUGUUUUAGUGGGUGUAUAACACCAAAUGAUUUUGAAGAAACUUGGAAAUCUAUGAUCAACACUUUUAAGCUGGAAAAAGAUGACUGGUUCAACAGAUUGUAUGGUCUUAAAGAAAAAUGGUGUACAACUUUAAGUAAAGAUUUUUUUUCUGCCGGUAUAUACUUUCUUCACAAAGGAGUGAAAGCAGCAAAUGUAUACACGAUAACACUUUUCCGUGAUUUUGAAGAAGAUUUCAAGCUUUCGGUGGCAAGUAGUACAAUGUUCAAGGGAAGUGUUGGAAGAACAGUGUUUGAAGUGUGGAUAGAAGGAAUAACAGGAUCAAGGCAAGAAGUUCAAUACAAAAUGGAAGAUUCAACCGUCACUUGCACAUGCAAAAACUUUGAAGAAUCUGGAUGGUUGUGCUUCCAUUGUUUGAGAAUAUUGCAUUUACAUUCAAUCAAUACAAUUCCAGAUCGUUACAUAACAACAAGAUGGACUAGAUAUGCAAAGAAACAGAUAUGGGAAAGGGUUGAUACAAUAAAAAGGGAGAAAGGUGAAAUCAACAAUUUUACUGGUUGGAGAUUACAUAUGAUCAGAAGAUACUAUAACUUAAUUUUGAAAGGGCAUAAGAUAGCAAAGGCCAGAAAAUUUAUCGAGGAGAAGUUUAAAACGGAUAAUAAAGCAGUUGAUGAAAUCAUAAAAAAGGAAGAAGAAAGGAAGGCAAAAGAAGAAGCUGCAAAGAUAGCAGAACAAGAAAAGGCAAAAGCUGAAGCACAACGACAAACACAAGAUGAAGAAUCAACUAAUUCUGAAAUAACAAUUGUGCUUGAUCCUGAUCGUGCUAAUACUAAAGGAAAGAUUUUGACAAUAUAG